AUGCGCAAGGCCAGCUGUCUGCUCCGUCCUGCACGAGCAGCGUCCAGACGCCGUUAUUCGACGCACCAACCGUCGUCCAAUGUCCAGAUAACGACGCUUCCCAACAAACUGCGUGUCGCGACGGACACGACGCCUGGCCAUUUCUCCUCGGUCGGCCUCUACAUCGACGCAGGCGCUCGCUAUGAGACGCCAGACACCACCGGGGCCAGUUAUUUCUUGGACAGAAUGGCAUUCAAAAGUACCAAGAACAGGUCCGACGAGGACAUGGCAGCUGCAAUCUCUUCGCUUGGCAGUCAGAUAAUGGCCUCGUCGUCGAGAGAAACUAUGAUGUACCAGUCCUCCCACUUCCACAAAGGAACGCCGCUGGCUCUCGAGCUGAUAGCAGACACUAUUCAAAACCCUGCUUUCGCACCCGAAGAGAUCCUCGCUCAGCAAGACGCAACGGCCUACGAAAUCCGCGAAUUCACAGCCAAGCCAGAGUUGAUCCUCCCAGAAAUCCUCCACAACGUCGCUUAUGGUAAAGGAGGAUUGGGCAACCCUCUUUUAUGCCCAGAGGAGCACAUUUCAGCGAUGAAUGAGGUCCUUUUGCGCGAUACGAUGCGGAAAUGGUACACGCCAGACAGAAUGGUCAUCGCAGGUGCUGGUAUGCGUCACGAAGAACUCGUCGAACUCGCCGACAAGUAUUUCUCGGGUCUCAAAGCACCAACACAGCCCUCAGCACCACGAACAAGUUCCCAGCCUUCACAAAGCGUCCCACCGCAUCUACUCUCACCAAGCGGGUCGUCCAUAGGCAAAACUCUUACCCGUGCUGCUUCUUACCUCUUCCCCAACCCCGCUCUCCCGAGUAUACCUUCGUUAUCACCGAAGAGCCCGACAUCGACAUACACCGGAGGACACAGGUUCAUCCACGACCCCAACGCAGAAUUCAACCACGUCUACAUCGCAUACGAGGGUGUCGGCAUUCACGAUGACGACAUUUACACACUUGCGACGCUGCAAGUCCUGCUCGGUGGCGGUGGAAGCUUCUCCGCUGGUGGUCCAGGGAAGGGAAUGUACUCGCGGCUCUACUCUCACAUCCUGAACCACUACCCUCAAGUUGACCAUUGCGCUUCGUUCCACCACAUCUACAUCGAUUCGUCGUUGUUUGGGUUGUUCGCUUCGUUCGUUCCAGCUGCGAAUGGUCAACAGGGAGGAAACACCUCAAGUCAGAUUCUUCCUCACCUGAUCAACCAGUUGAGUCUGCUUGUGUACACCGCUGUACCCAAGCAGGAACUUCAACGGGCGAAGAAUCAGCUCAAGUCGAGUCUGAUGAUGGCGUUGGAGAGUAGAGUCGUGGAGGUGGAGGACUUGGGUCGCCAGAUCCUUGUACACGGACGAAAGGUCCCUGUCACUGAAAUGACAGCCAAAAUCGACCAGGUCGACCAAGACGCCGUUAAGCGCGUCGCGACGCGACUCUUUGGUAUCAACUCGGGUAAUAAGCCCACUGUCGUUUGCAUGGGACACGACGACGUCUCCAACCCAGCGGAGGUCUUCAGACAUUACGGCUUGUCUGCAUAG
Messenger RNA from Coprinopsis cinerea okayama7#130, 1557 nucleotides. RefSeq names its product mitochondrial processing peptidase. The transcript is spliced from 3 exons. The coding region runs from base 1 to 1557 and encodes 518 amino acids. The record is from RefSeq and is a predicted model, not a curated record. Gene Ontology annotation, cellular component: mitochondrion. NCBI's taxonomy places the organism in Eukaryota, Fungi, Basidiomycota, Agaricomycetes, Agaricales, Psathyrellaceae. Gene Ontology annotation, molecular function: metal ion binding.